AUGGGGAUUAUCAAAGAGAUCUCAAGGUCAAUUGACAAAAUCGGGCGAGGAAGCCAAACACUAGAGAAAAUCGUCGAUCGGAAGAAGCCUGAGCCCAGAGAGCGCCCAAAACCAAAGGACUCAAUUUUCAGGGUCGAAUUGGAUCAAGAACAGCUCUUGGAAGGCGCGAAAAAUGAGUUUACUGAAAUUCGGCUGAACCCAAAACAAAUGCGAGAAAUGCAAGAUUUAUUCAAUUUAUUCGACAUUGACGACAGUGGCUCAAUUUGCAAAAGAGAGCUAAGAACAGUACUGUCUUCACUUGGCGAAUAUCCGACCGAGAAAAUGUUGGAUCAAAUGAUGACAGAAUUUGACGAAGAUGGCAAUGAGGUGAUAGACUUUGAUGAGUUCCUGGCGAUGGUUGUAAAAUACAACGCAAAUGUUCAAAUAAACCCGAAACUAGAGCUUUCAAAUGCGCUCCGUGUUUUUGAUAAGAAAGAAACAGGGCUGCUGAACACAGAUGAGAUCAUGAAAAUUUUAUCAGAAAACGGAGAAGAUCCAUUAAGCCCGGACGAAGUGCAAGGAUUUCUAGACAUGAUCAAUUUACCAAGUGGGGGAAUAGUCAGCCUCGAUGAUUUUGCUGAACUGCUAACUAAAAAAUUCGAUCAAAAAUAA
Messenger RNA from Oikopleura dioica, 651 nucleotides. Lineage: Eukaryota; Metazoa; Chordata; Appendicularia; Copelata; Oikopleuridae. The record is from the annotation of a GenBank genome assembly.